Messenger RNA from Boeremia exigua, 1228 nucleotides. RefSeq lists its product as uncharacterized. Bases 121 to 1155 code for a protein of 344 amino acids. Gene Ontology annotation, cellular component: nucleus. The record is from RefSeq and is a predicted model, not a curated record. Gene Ontology annotation, biological process: dGTP catabolic process. The transcript has a single exon. Lineage: Eukaryota; Fungi; Ascomycota; Dothideomycetes; Pleosporales; Didymellaceae. Gene Ontology annotation, molecular function: dGTPase activity.
CACUAUCCAACUAAAUAUCACCUGGCAUUCUUGAACCUAUCUCACACUCUGUCCCUCGCCACUCGUCUACUUCAACUAUCCUGUCUCGGUCACUUCUGCCAACACAUCUGUCCAGCAGAGAUGCCUUCUCCUAUUAGCGUCGGAGUCUACCAGACACACUUACUCCGCGAAGAUCAUACAAUCUUAAUCGUGGAUGAGAUAUACGGAGAGGAACUAGUCCAUGAGCCAGUUCUCGUAGAGCUUCUUCAAAGCCCGGAGGUGCAACGACUACAAGGAAUCUGCCAGUACGGAAUAAUUGCAUUCUUGGGCUUGACACCCCGAGUCACACGGCUCGAACAUUCGGUUGGUGCCUUCAUACUCGUGCGAAGAGUUGGUGCCACGAUCGAAGAACAAAUUGCUGCUCUUCUCCAUGAUAUCUCUCACACUGUCCUCAGUCAUGACGUCGACUACGCCCUCUCCAAGCUUGGAGAAGAGAGCUACCAUGAGGUACACAAGACACGAUAUAUUGAGAUGACUGGUUUACCCAAGAUCCUCGCCAGGCAUCAGAUCGACCAGAAGGUCUUCAAUGAAGAUCUAUUUCCUUUAGUAGAGAUGCCGUCGCCGCAACUUUGUGCCGAUCGCCUAGACUAUGCUCUACGCGACUCUAUCAGCUUCGGAAAUCUUACGCUGGAGGCGGCCAGAGAAGUCUUCAGCUCACUGAGAGUGUUUCCCAGUCCUAUAGCACCCCGCCGUUUACUGGUGCUAGACGAUCCACGAGUAGCACUGAUUCUUGCACGCGCAUACAUCACUACCGACAGAGACGUCUUGACACGUCCGGGAAUUGUUGUUAUGUCAGAGCGAACGGGUCAGGUGAUAGGAGAAUUGGUGAAGGCAGGGGCGGUGAAUGAUAAGAUGUUAUGGCAGAUGUCCGAUGCAGAGUUUUGGGCUGAGAUUCGCAAAGCAGCAAAUCCUGAGCAGCUUCGCGCUAUCAAGAGACUGGAGGACGAGGGAAUUCCAAAAGAUGAUGGUCUUGAACGCCCAAAGGGUACGAAAAUCCGCACCCUUGAUCCAGAUAUCUGGCAAGAAGCAGAGAAGCAGCCAGCUCCACUGUCAACAGUAUUGCCGAUGUGGGGGUCGGAGCGAUCACAGUAUAUUCUUAGUCAGCAACAAGGAUGAUCUACAGUACCUAAUAGCGGGGGUAAGUAAUCAAUAGCAUACUGUUCGUGCAGUUGUAGCCAAUUAGAUACGG